AUGCCGAGCCAACAUUACGUGGGCGUGGAAGUCGCACGCGAGGCAGCAGAGUUCUACUACUCCCAACAGCACAUCAUCGCCAAAUUCCAAACUCUAAGAGAAACCCUCACUCGAGACAUCUUUCACCUGGGCGUUAAACCCUACAUGCACAUCCAAACACUACAUGUUCGCAUCAACAAUGACAAGAUCAGUGACUGUCUUGUGACUAAGGCAGGAGCAGACGGUCACGGCCGGCUCAUUGAGAACGCAGCCAUGGAACAAAGUGUAGCGCAGGAGAAAAGAAACCUUAAUGAUCUGUACCAGAAGCUGGAAGCGGGCUUUGCUCUUCUCCAGGCAAAGAGAGAGCCUUCGUCGCUGAAGCUCUGCAUCAUCAUCAAGAUGUCUGGAUACAACGACGAUUACUACGAGGAAACCCAGGAAGACGUUACUUCCAGGCGGGAUUACGAACGCAGGUUCAUGAAUGUGUUGGAAACAAUACGAAAGCCGGUGUAUGACAUGAUACACGCUGGGUGUAAUGUCGAAGUCAAAUUUGAGCCAGAACUGGAUGAAGGCUACGAGGACCGCUAUUGGGGCGAUGGCACUGACGGUGGCAUCGAAAGUGAUUCGGAUGAAGAUACCGAUGUCUAUAUGCGUCUGAAUCUGACACCGGCAUUAUUCCAUCUCAGCAAAGAGGAAUGGGAAAAGGUUCGUAGCUCUCCUAGGCGCACCCCACCACUCUCUCGUCGCCUCUACCAAACAACCCUUCCAAAACACUUCUACAAAAGCCACACUAACACCCACCCCCUUCCAGGAAAAAGCCACAAACAUCUACCUCCACGGCCGCUACAACCCAAAAGCACAUUACAAAUCCCACAUCCUCCUCCGCUACACCCGCAUCAACAAACACUACCAAAUGGACUUCGCCCGCAACCUGGCAGAGUACAGAGCGAGAUGGGGCUAUACAUCACUCGAGAAGCUGUUACAUGUUGGAAGAUAUAUCUAUGGGCCGGAAGAUGCCGGUGA
Messenger RNA from Alternaria hordeiaustralica, 1002 nucleotides. RefSeq lists its product as uncharacterized. Bases 1 to 1002 code for a protein of 333 amino acids. The transcript is spliced from 2 exons. NCBI's taxonomy places the organism in Eukaryota, Fungi, Ascomycota, Dothideomycetes, Pleosporales, Pleosporaceae. The record is from RefSeq and is a predicted model, not a curated record.